CUUACAAACUGUUAUCUAGUUAAAACUAUAAUAUAAUGCUUACUAAGUAUCAUUCAUACAUGUUGUUGGUUCUAUUUUUAGUAUUAUUAUGUUCUCCAUUUCUUGUGGAUGCAGUCAACAGAGACAAUUUCAAAAGAUGUGAUCAAAGCAGCUUCUGCCGACGAUGCAGAAAAGUAGAGUCUGGAAAAACACCAUAUCAGCUUUUGCCAGACACACUUGUACAAAAUGAAUCUAUGAUUAAUAUAGAUUUAUUUAAUAAAGAUACAGGCAUCUUGUACAUAGUACAGUUUACUGCAUUGAAGGAAGAUACGUUUAGAUUAAAUAUCAAUGAAAAGAAUCCAUUACAUACCAGAUACCAAAAUGAAUAUGCUCUUCAUGAUCAACCACAGACAGUGGAAUUGGAUACUGUGGAAAAAACUACUGAAAGUAUAACUAUAGUGAAAGGUGGAAAUAAAGCCAUUUUAUACAUUAAUCCAUUUAAGGUAGAUUUAUACUCCCAUGAUGUUUUAACAAUAUCAGCAAAUGCUCGUGGUCUUAUGAGAUUUGAACAUUUACGUACCAAACCAGUAAGACCAGAACAAGGUGAAAAUGAAAAUGUUGAAGCUGCAGCAACAAAUAAUACCGCAUAUCCUGGUGAUGGAGCUGAUAAUGAUCCAGGUGCUUGGGAAGAAAACUUCAAGGAACAUCACGAUGCAAAACCAUUUGGACCAGAAGCUGUUGCGAUGGAUUUUAGUUUUCCUGGAUCUGAACAUGCUUAUGGUAUACCAGAACAUGCUGAUUCAUUCGCAUUACAAUCGACUAAAUCUACAGAUCCAUAUAGAUUAUACAAUCUUGAUGUCUUUGAAUACGAAACGAAUGAACGUAUGGCUUUGUAUGGUGCCAUUCCAGUUCUUUAUGCUCAUGGAAAAGAGAGAUCGUCAGGUGUUUUUUGGCAUAAUACAGCAGAAACUUGGAUUGACAUUCUAUCAAGUGCAGAUAAUAAUGUUGUAGAAAGCAUUGUUAAUUUUGUAUCUGGAUCUACUAAAAAAUCUCAAGUGGAUGCUCAUUUUAUGUCAGAAUCUGGCGUGAUUGAUAUAUUUUUCAUGUUGGGUCCGAAACCUCUUGAUGUUUUUAAACAAUUCACCAUUUUAACUGGUACAGCUCCUUUGCCACAGAUGUUUGCUCUUGGGUAUCAUCAAAGUCGUUGGAAUUAUAAUGAUCAAGAUGAUGUUACAACAAUUGCCGAAAAUUUUGAUAUACAUGAUAUACCACUGGAAGUUAUGUGGCUUGAUAUUGAAUAUACCGAUAAUAAGAAAUACUUUACAUGGGAUCAGCGUAAAUUCCCGAAUCCUCUUGAAAUGAUACACAAUCUUACUACCAAAGGCAGAAAAUUGAUAGUUAUCAUUGAUCCUCAUAUUAAACGAGAUAACAACUAUUUCUUACAUAAUGAUGCUACCAAUUUGGGCUAUUACAUCAAAAACAGAGAUGGAAAAGAUUAUGAGGGUUGGUGCUGGCCAGGAUCUUCAUCAUAUUUGGACUUCUUCGAUCCAAAAGUCAUUGAAUAUUAUGUUGGUUUAUACAGUUUGGAUAAAUUUCAUGGUACCACUAACGAUGUUUACAUUUGGAACGAUAUGAAUGAACCAAGUGUGUUUAAUGGACCUGAAGUAACUGCGCCAAAGGAUCUUGUUCAUUAUGGAGGUUGGGAACAUAGAGAUGUGCACAAUAUUAAUGGACAUAUGUAUAUUCGCGCGACAUACGAUGCUUUAUUCCGUCGAUCAGGUGGUUCUUUGAGACCAUUUGUCUUAACAAGAUCCUUCUAUGCUGGAUCACAACGUUACGCGGCAAUGUGGACUGGCGAUAAUAUGGCUGACUGGAAUCACUUGCGUAUAAGUUAUCCUAUGUGUCUUUCGAUGGCUGUAUCUGGAAUGUCAUUUUGUGGCGCAGAUGUUGCAGGUUUUUUCAAGAAUCCAGAUGUUGAGAUGUUUAUUAGAUGGUAUCAAGCUGCAGUAUGGUUACCUUUCAUCCGUCAACAUUCUCACAUAGAAACAAAGAGACGCGAACCAUGGACAUUUAAUGAGGAAACUACGCAAAUAGUUCGUGAAGCACUCAGAUUACGAUACUCAUACCUGCCAUUGUGGUACACGCUUUUUAGAGAACACGAAGUAAACGGUUUACCUGUCAUACGACCUUUAUGGGCGCAUUAUCCAUCCGAAUCGAAAACAUUUACUAUCGACGAUCAGUUGCUACUUGGUGACUCUAUACUCGUACGCCCGGUAUUUCAAUCCGGUGCCACAGAAGUAACGCUUUAUCUUCCGGGAGACGAUAAAGUGACUUGGUACGAUACUGAUACAUUGCAAUCUUAUAAAAAAACAGGAUACAUUAAUGUACCAGUAACGAUUCACAAGAUCCCUGUGUGUCAAAGAAGUGGUUCCAUCGUUCCACGAAAAAUGAGAAUACGACGUAGCACGGUUGCUAUGAAAAAUGAUCCUUACACAUUAAUAGUAAUUGCUGAUAAUAACGGUAAGGCUAGCGGCAGUCUAUAUAUCGAUGAUGAAACCAGCUUUGAAUACCGUCAUGGGAAAUACUUGUAUCUGAGAUUAAUCCUGGAUGGUAAUAAAAUAACUUCAACUCUGAUAGAUAAAUUAGCUUCAUAUGAAACACAAAGCUGGUUAGAAAGAAUAGAUAUAGCCAAUCCACCACAAGGAAUUAAAUCUGCCCAACUGGAAUCGCACAGUAUGGGAAAAAUAACUUUGGAAACUACGUAUAAUUCACAUAAUAACGUAUUAACGAUACGUAAACCAGCUGUAAAUAUGGGCGAAGAAUGGACAAUUGAAUUAUUACAUUAGGAUUAUGAUGUUACUCAUAUUCGAUCUUUAAUAAUCCAUGCUCUAUGAUGCUAAUUUUCCAUUACUGUACAUGGUUCAGCUAUCUGUGAUCUGCAUGAUUACAUUUCCUAGAACAAGUAUAGAAAUACAACUUAGCUACUUUGAGAGCUAAAGUAAUUAUUAUCUCCUUUUAAUAAGAAUUAAUAUUUACUUGCAAUAUGUACAAUAUAUGUACACUCAAGUAGGAUAUUUGGGAAGAUAUUUAUAUAGAGGCAUUCUUUUGUGUAACUUACAUUUUUACUUUAUACGAUUUAAUAAAAUUUCAAAAGUACAAAGUGUGUUUCGGGCUAUUAUAAUACGUAAAAGUUUAAUAUUAUAUAAAGAAUAUUUAAUGUUUGA
Linepithema humile (Argentine ant) is the source of this 3203-nucleotide messenger RNA. It is a transcript of the gene GCS2alpha, whose product is annotated as glucosidase 2 subunit alpha. Gene Ontology annotation, molecular function: carbohydrate binding; alpha-glucosidase activity. The record is from RefSeq and is a predicted model, not a curated record. Gene Ontology annotation, biological process: N-glycan processing; carbohydrate metabolic process. NCBI's taxonomy places the organism in Eukaryota, Metazoa, Arthropoda, Insecta, Hymenoptera, Formicidae.